Messenger RNA from Haemorhous mexicanus (house finch), 1950 nucleotides. RefSeq names its product heterogeneous nuclear ribonucleoprotein A/B (gene HNRNPAB). NCBI's taxonomy places the organism in Eukaryota, Metazoa, Chordata, Aves, Passeriformes, Fringillidae. Gene Ontology annotation, molecular function: RNA binding. The coding region runs from base 199 to 1230 and encodes 343 amino acids. Gene Ontology annotation, biological process: regulation of gene expression. The transcript has 9 exons. Gene Ontology annotation, cellular component: nucleoplasm. The record is from RefSeq and is a predicted model, not a curated record.
ACGCGUCGCGGGUGCGGGCCCGAGUACGUGUCUGAGGGGGACGUGGCGGUGGGGCCGGUGCGGAGCAGCCGCGAGGAGCGGGAUCGGCUCCAGCACCAGUGCCGGGGUGGUUUUAAUUAGACUUCGGUCAGCCCAGGUUUUAUCGGGAGCGGAUUUUAAAAGCGUCUCUCGUCCCUCUGCCUCUGCAGACGGGGCACCAUGUCGGAAGCGGAGCAGCAGCUGGCGGCCGGCGCCACCCAGAAUGGGCACGAAGCGGCCGAGAGCGCCGGGGAGCAGCAGGCCGAGACCGGCGGGGCCGCUGCGGCGGCGGGAGCGGCAGGAGCAGCGGGAGCGGCGGCGGGAGCCGGCCCAGCGGCGGGAACAGCGGGCACGGCCGCAAGCCAGAAUGGGGCCGAGGGCGACCAGAUCAACGCCAGCAAGAACGAGGAGGACGCGGGGAAGAUGUUUGUUGGUGGCCUCAGUUGGGAUACAAGCAAAAAAGACUUGAAAGAUUACUUCACCAAAUUUGGUGAGGUAACCGACUGUACGAUAAAGAUGGACCCUAACACGGGAAGAUCCAGAGGCUUUGGAUUUAUUCUCUUCAAAGAACCUGGGAGUGUUGAAAAGGUUCUGGAACAGAAAGAGCACAGACUAGAUGGACGACUAAUUGAUCCCAAGAAGGCCAUGGCAAUGAAAAAGGAUCCAGUGAAGAAAAUAUUCGUUGGUGGGCUAAAUCCAGAAGCUACAGAAGAGAAAAUCAGGGAAUACUUUGGAGAGUUUGGAGAGAUUGAAGCAAUUGAACUGCCAAUGGAUCCAAAGACCAACAAAAGGAGGGGGUUUGUGUUCAUCACUUUCAAGGAAGAGGAUCCAGUGAAGAAGGUUUUGGAGAAGAAAUUCCAUAACGUCAGUGGAAGCAAGUGUGAGAUUAAGGUAGCACAGCCAAAAGAAGUGUACCAGCAGCAACAGUUCAGUAGUGGUGGAGGAAGAGGUAGCUAUGGAGGAAGAGGCAGAGGUGGAAGAGGCGGCGCUCAAAGUCAAAAUUGGAAUCAAGGUUAUGGCAAUUACUGGAACCAGGGUUAUGGGAAUCAAGGAUACGGCUAUCAGCAAGGUUAUGGUGGCUAUGGAGGCUAUGAUUAUUCAGGAUAUGGGUAUUAUGGAUAUGGACCAGGCUAUGAUUACAGUCAAGGCAGUGCAAAUUAUGGGAAGACACCAAGACGUGGUGGUCAUCAGAAUAACUACAAGCCAUAUUGAUCAAACUUAUUCAGGCCUGGCAGUGGUCACAGUUGAUGCCUACAACAAGCACUGGAUAUUCCACAAGUUGAAGACGGAAUACUGACUUGUUUACCUGAAGAUAGUAGGACUUCGGGGUAUUUCCUCAGAGAAAAUAUAAAUUUUAAUAUAAUUUCAUAAGCUUUGGAGGUUAGCUUGUCUUGUAGCUUCAGUGAUAUCAAACUUCUUCAAGUAGGAGCUAGAUAGAAAGCUGUUUAGUUUUUGCCAGCGUAUGUAAAACAAGACUUUUCUAUCUGCAUUGUAGAUUGUUUGUGGACACUUCCAGAUUCUUGUGCUUUCUGCAGUCAUUCUGGGGACUGAACUCUCAUUGAUAUUGAAAGAAGUUCCAUGAACACGACACGUGCAGGAAUUUGAGUGUAGAAGCCCACAGUGUGGUUUGGAAUAGUGAACUGCUUUUAGUUUGGAGAUGACUGGGGGAGAUGGGAAGAGCAACUGUACAUUAAAGGAACAAUUACAGAUCUUCCUGGUGACAUCAAUGAGAGAUUUGCCUUCAACCUUUCACAGAAAAAUUUUUAGCUUUAAUUUGGGAUAUUAAAGGGGUUUUUUAAAAGCACUAAAGGCCAGUGGAAGCUUGUUAGCUGCUCCUUAUGCCUUUAAAAACCCCUACACCAAAAGUGAUAGCCGAGAACAUGAAAUGGAAGUAAAUAAAAUGCAUUUUCAUUGCUGUUUUGAGUUACAUAA